Messenger RNA from Malania oleifera, 1339 nucleotides. RefSeq names its product pectate lyase-like. Gene Ontology annotation, molecular function: pectate lyase activity. Bases 6 to 1235 code for a protein of 409 amino acids. The record is from RefSeq and is a predicted model, not a curated record. The transcript is spliced from 4 exons. Lineage: Eukaryota; Viridiplantae; Streptophyta; Magnoliopsida; Santalales; Ximeniaceae.
UCCAAAUGGGCCAAAUGUCACUUCUACCCUCCCCUGUUUUCUACCCUUUCUUCCUUCUCCUCUGUUCCCUCCUCCCCUCUGCUCCCUCCUCUCCCCACCCCAACCCUGAACUCGUCGCCGAAGACGUCCACAGGAGUAUCAAUGCCUCCCGGCGGAACCUGGGGUUCUUCUCCUGCGCCACCGGCAACCCCAUCGACGACUGCUGGCGGUGCGACCCCAACUGGGACCGGAACCGCCAGCGCCUUGCCGACUGCGCCAUUGGUUUCGGCCGCGAGGCCAUCGGCGGCCGCAAUGGCCCCAUCUACGUCGUUACUGACAACACCGACGACGACCCCGAGAAUCCACGGCCGGGGUCCCUUCGUUACGCCGUCAUCCAGGACAAGCCCCUCUGGAUCAUCUUCCAGAGGGACAUGGUGAUCAGGCUGAAGCAGCAGCUGGUGAUGAACUCGUACAAGACCAUCGACGGGAGGGGCGCCGGAGUCCACAUUGCCGGCGGACCCUGCAUUACCGUCCACCACGCCACCAACAUCAUCAUCCACGGGAUUCACAUCCAUGACUGCGCGGCGGGCGAUGCCGCCGUCAUAAGGGACUCUCCGGAUCACGCGGGGUGGUGGACACCGUCGGACGGCGACGGGAUCUCAAUAUUCGGGGGGAAGGACGUGUGGGUGGACCACUGCUCGCUGUCGAAUUGCAAGGACGGGCUGAUCGACGCCAUACAUGGGUCGACGGCGAUCACCAUUUCUAACAACUACAUGACUCAUCACGACAAGGUGAUGCUGCUGGGACACAGCGAUUCGUUUCUGGAUGACAAGGACAUGCAGGUCACCAUUGCCUUCAACCAUUUCGGUGAAGGUCUCGUCCAAAGAAUGCCCAGAUGUAGGCAUGGGUAUUUUCAUGUGGUGAACAAUGACUACACUCACUGGGAAAUGUAUGCCAUUGGUGGAAGUGCUUAUCCUACUAUCAACAGUGAAGGCAACAGGUUUCUUGCACCAAAUGAUGAAAACAAAAAAGAGGUGACGAAACAUGAGGAUGCACCAGAAAGCGAAUGGAGAGAGUGGAACUGGAGGUCGGAGGGGGACCUAUUUUUGAACGGUGCAUACUUCCGACAGUCGGGCGCCGGCGCGUCUUCCAGUUACGCCAGAGCUUCCAGCCUUAGUGCAAGGCCUUCUUCGCUUGUUGGUUCAAUCACCACCACCGCCGGUGCGCUUACUUGCCGGAAAGGCUCUCGUUGCUAACGCAACCAAGGCUAAAUGAAUAAUUAGCUCUUAUGUGUUGAGAAAGGGAGAAGAAGAGGGUAACAAGUUAAGGAUCAACUAAUUAAUAGAAAGUGUUUUAAUAA